This is a messenger RNA of Lachancea fermentati, 2703 nucleotides long. NCBI's taxonomy places the organism in Eukaryota, Fungi, Ascomycota, Saccharomycetes, Saccharomycetales, Saccharomycetaceae. The record is from the annotation of a GenBank genome assembly.
AUGAGUACGAACAAACGUACACGUCCAGCACCGGAAGUCUUGAGUCAAGGACCUCAGAAAUGGAGGAGGACUUACCAAGCUUGCUUGAACUGUCGUACUCGGAAAGUUAAGUGCGACCUGGGACCAGUGGACAAUCCUCAUGAUCCUCCAUGCGUAAGAUGCAAAAGAGAGCGUAAAGAGUGCAUAUUCACUGACAGUAGCAGACGAGGAGGUAACAGGACAGCAAACGUUAGUGCAGUUGCUGUUGAUCAAGCAUACGUAACAAAGUCGAUGCAGGAUGCAAUAACAAGUGUGAUGAUAGUGGGUGGUUCACAUGAGCCUUACAAAAGUGAUACAAAACAACUACCGCCUUUGGGUGAAAUAAAAAUGAGCUCUGAGAUAAAUACAAUGCAAAGUGCUUUAGAGUUCUUGGCCAAAGCUGCUGGAUCUGUUGCGAGAGAAGAUUCAAGAGAUCAAAUGGAUGCGGAUUCGAAGUAUGAGCUACUGGAGUCCCGAGAUACCACGCCUGCUAAUAGUAUGCCCGACAGCGGGAAGCUAAAUGGACUUGACUUAUCGGAUGAGAGCUUGUUUGCCCCUCUUGUGAGACCUCAUGGAUCGAAAAGAGCUACGAUACCUUUAAUAGAAAAAUUAAGCAGUAUCAGACCCAAGCCUUCUACUCAACUGACUGAUAUUGAAUACAUCGGUCCUUCAAAGCUUUUGUCAGAGGAAGAAGCAAUGUACCUAAUCGACCUUUUCUUUUUAACAAUGCAUCCAUUUUUCCCCCACAUUCCUCUCCAAUUACAAAAUCCGCAAGAAUUAUGUCAGUAUCCGAUUUUGAUUUGUGCUAUUCUUACUAUAUCGUCGCGCUAUCAUUCUUUGAGCAAAAAUAUUGGCGAUAACGACGAUGAAAGUGGUAGAAAUAUAGAAGUGCACGAACGCUUAUGGAUUUAUUGCCAAAGACUCAUCUCACAGACUGUUUGGGCGGAGGCUAGCACAAGAUCUUUAGGUACUGUUUUGGCAUUUUUACUAUUUACAGAGUGGAAUCCAAGAGCAAUUCAUUGGAGAUGGUCAGAUUACGCUAACAACCCAGAUUUAAAUGAUGUUUCAAAGAGAGAUGUACCGAAUAACGUACAACCACAACAGAGUGAAGAAAGUCUUACAGGUCUCGGUGCCAUGAGACGUAGUGACAGAAUGGCAUGGAUGUUGACAGGUACUGCUGUGAGGCUUGCACAAGAUAUGGGGUUUAUGAAUCGGAGUUCUAAGAUUUUUGUUGCAGCACACAUUUCAGAGACUCAUACUGCUAUGAACAUGAACCAGAGGAGUAUAUUAUCCCAGUCUUUGUCAGAAGUUUCUUUAAACGGAUAUGAAAGUGGGGUUCAGAAUGAAAGCUUUUAUCUAGAUAAGAUUUUGGUAAAUGAUAGUAGUAAAGAAAGGUGGAGCAAGUUUUUGCAACGGUUGGGAACAACUUCUUCAAAAGAUGGAAAACUGACUGAUAUAGAAAGAGAGUUUCUCAACGACGAAUACAUUCUAUAUCAUCGUAAUAAAGAUGCCAGAGCUCAUAAUGGUAACGAUCUUCUGGUAGGGUAUCAGCCCGAGGAGGACGAAGAACGUGAGCUUAAUUUCUCAUUUGGACAAAGGGCUAAAAUUGAGUUAUUGCGGAUCAUGUCCAUUGGUUAUGAAACAAUCUACUGCGGGAAGGUUAAGUUGUAUCCGAAUGACCAACGGCAUAAUCUCGCAGUACUGAGCAUAUUAUCGCCUUUGAUAGAAGGGUGGUAUAACACUUACAAAAAACUGCUCGUUCCUUGUGGCGGUAUGCCAUGCCAAUUAGAGCAUUGUACAAACAAAAGGCAAGUGUUUGAGAUUGCGAAAAAAAUCGACUGCGAGAGUCUCAUUAGCGAUUACUAUUACUGCCAACUGUAUAUCUACUCGCUUGCGCUUCAAGUGGACACAAAUGCAACAAAAGAAAAGCGUUUAAAAUUGAACGAUGUGACCAAGAGUGCACGCUACGUAGAGCUCGCCUACAAUGCCGCAAAAGAAAUUUUGAGCUCGUCAGUGCGCGUGCAUAAGCUGAGAAUGUUGAAGUAUAUGCCCGUGAGGUGGGUGACGCGAAUCGUACGUGCGGUGGCGUUUGUGGUAAAAUGCUACUUGACGUUGACCGGCGGCGGGAUCGCGACCAAUCCGGAGGCAAACACCAUAUUGACUCUGACAGUCAUUCCAACCGAGGAGAUUAUCCAGACGAUUCAACGUGUUGCCAUUACGCUGCGGGAAGCGUCGCCCGACGAGCUACAUCUGUGUACACGCUACUCGACAAUUCUGAUGUAUUUGUGCACGGAGCUGAAGUUGCGGUCGCAGCCGAAUCCGCAGCCUCCCGUUCCGCGUUCCAUUUCCGCGGAUCACAUGCUGCGUCAACAGCAGGAACAGUAUGGCGAUCGCAGGUCGCAGAACGGUUCGGCUCUAAACGAGCCGGCCCCAGCCGAGCCCGACGUCCAAGAACAACCGGCCGAUUUCUGUUUCCCCACGUUGCUGGACGACAAGCCUACGAGCAGUGGCCAAACUCAGGUGUUGGACUGGUUCCUGACGAGCGAAGACAUUGGACUGGAUUUCGUGGAGCCUUGGACCGAGAUGAUCGAGCGGCAGUUUAUCAGCCAGGACGACACCAAGACUUUCGAGAGCCUGUACAAUCAGGCCACUGGCCACGAGUUUCAACUCGGCAGCAAGGACUAG